Sesamum indicum (sesame) is the source of this 705-nucleotide messenger RNA. RefSeq names its product non-specific lipid-transfer protein 1. The record is from RefSeq and is a predicted model, not a curated record. NCBI's taxonomy places the organism in Eukaryota, Viridiplantae, Streptophyta, Magnoliopsida, Lamiales, Pedaliaceae. Gene Ontology annotation, molecular function: lipid binding. Gene Ontology annotation, biological process: lipid transport.
UACCCUAAGUAGGAAGGCAAAUUCGAAGCAAGCAAAAAAAAUCUUAGUAAUACACUGCGUAGAUCUUAGAAAGCUCCCUAUUAGUCCAAUUCAAGAGCAAGUCUAAAAGAUGAAGGGUGGUGUUGUUGCAGUGAUUACCAUUCUUGCAUUCUUCACAUUGGUUGUGAAGCCUGGGCAGGCUGUAACUUGCGGUCAGGUAGACGCUGCUUUGGUUCCGUGCAUUAGCUACCUCACCGGCCAGGGAGAUAGCCCAUCUCCGGCAUGUUGUGCAGGGGUCAAAGCUGUGAAAGGAAUGGCACAAACAACAGCCGAUAAGAGGGCUUGCUGCAGCUGUGUAAAGGCUGCUGCCAACAUGUAUGCAAAUUUGAAAGAUGCUGCGGCCCAGAGUCUUCCCACAAAGUGUGGUGUUCAAUUGGACAUCCCUAUCUCCCGCAGUGUCGACUGUGACAAGAUCAACUAAGAUGGUACCGUGAACACCGGAAGAAAUAGAUGUCAUGAUAAAGAUAUACUACAGAUGUAGGCUAUAGCAUCUUGUUUGAAUAAUGUGUCUGGCUUAAUUAAUAAGUACAAUGUUCGAGAACCUACUAGUUUGCAUGAUGAAAUACAUGAAGAUCCAUCUUGUUUCUUUUUUUUGCAAAUUUUCAUUACCAAUUCCUCCCCUCUUCAAUAGAAAAUGAAGAUCACCCUUUUAAUUUAUUAUUGACA